Messenger RNA from Octopus sinensis (East Asian common octopus), 1674 nucleotides. Its product is annotated as histone lysine acetyltransferase CREBBP-like. Gene Ontology annotation, molecular function: chromatin DNA binding; histone acetyltransferase activity; zinc ion binding. Gene Ontology annotation, biological process: positive regulation of transcription by RNA polymerase II. The transcript is spliced from 2 exons. The record is from RefSeq and is a predicted model, not a curated record. NCBI's taxonomy places the organism in Eukaryota, Metazoa, Mollusca, Cephalopoda, Octopoda, Octopodidae. Bases 1 to 1674 code for a protein of 557 amino acids. Gene Ontology annotation, cellular component: transcription regulator complex; histone acetyltransferase complex.
AUGCCGACAGCAAAAAGAUUGUCUGACUGGUAUAAAGUAAUGUUGAACACGGCAUUGCACGAAAAGGUUAUUCGAAGUUAUCAGGUAAAACGGCCAAAUUCAAAGACCGAGGCGAAAAAAUCAAAAAAAACAAAAUCCAAGAUUCGAAGAAAAACUCCCAAUAUUGCCCCGAAUGGUCUAAAGGAGAAGUUUUUGAAUAUGUUGGAGAAACACAAAAACAUAUUUUUUGUAAUCGAACUCCAUCCUCCUGGAGCUGGGAGUCAAAUGUCGAGAAUUGUUGACCCCGAUCCGUCCAUUCAUUGUGAUCUGACAGACACCCGAGAUUCAUUUCUGACAUUUUGUCGUGACAGAAACUACGAAUUUUCAUCAAAGCGAAGAGCACUUCAUUCAACUCUUUCAAUCCUGAUUGAACUACAUUCGAGUUCAUCGAAUGCUUAUCACUGCAAUUCAUGUAAAAAGACAAUCAGCGGUGUUCGGUAUCACUGCAAUAUUUGCAAGGAUUUUGAUUUAUGCCAAGAAUGUUCCACGAGUGUCGAUCACUGCCACAAACUCAACAAAACAAUUGACAUUCUGCCAUCAACCAGAUCCCCCGCUCAAAUAGCCAAUUCAGACCCCACUCGUCCUCAGGCAAGGACAAUGGAAGACAAUAUUGCUGAGAUUAACCAUAUUGUCAACUGUCUGGAUGCCAAUUGUGCCAGAGAUGUGUGCAAGCAAUACAGGCGUGUUUUACUGCCUCACUACGGUGCUUGUAAAAAUCGGCGAAACUGCCGAACAUGUGAGCAGAUGACUCGAUUGUACACAAUGCAUAGCCGACAGUGCAAAAAUGAUAACUGCAAUGCAAAAUAUUGUCGGGAAUUCAAAAAUCAUUUUGUGAAUGUCGAUAAGCAGAGGAGAAUCCGAAACCAGGGUCUGCAGAAUAGAAGAAUUCGGGCAAUGAAUGUGGAUACUGUGGAUAAUGCACAAUUGCCGUCAAACAUUGGAACCAAUUUGGUGCCUCAUCAACAACAGCGCCUGCCUUCUCAGAUUCGGCAGGGUCGUCCACGACCGGAUAAUAAUGGAGGACGUGGAAUUCCGCCAUAUCGAGUUCCCUCUAAUGUUGGAGUAUCCCGGAAUGGAUAUUUGAAUUAUCCCCCCUCUCAUAAUGUGGAGAUUGAACAAUACAAGAGAAGAUGUCCAGGCACUCCCUAUCAAGAUGAGUAUCAUCGUUACAGAAUGGAAUUUGAUCAGUCUGACAUGAGACGUCAGCCAAUGGGUCGUCCACAGAUCAAUCAGCACCAUAUUUCUUAUAUGAAUCAAAGACCACAAACAGUUUACAAUCCUGCGGGGAUGACGAAUUAUAAUCAUGGACAGUAUGGGUAUCCAGAUCGUCAGAAUAUGCCAAAAAUACGACCAGUUAUGCACACAAUGUAUGAUCAUCGGAACCCCUCACACGACCAAUAUCAAAUGGCUUACCACGUUGAGAGAGGCCACAAUGCCCCAAUCUAUCGUCAUCAGGCUAACAAUGUUUAUGCAAGUCGGGGAGUGCCCAAUAAUUUCAAUUUUCUACGUUCGCCUCAUCCGAACUCGAAUUAUAUUGUGGAUACACCUAACUCUCAGAUGAUUAAUUCUCAGAAUGUGAUUCGACCCCCUAAUCCUGGACAAUAUGAACCAAGUCCUCGCGUUGACUCCGAGUAG